Molecule: messenger RNA, 1308 nt
Organism: Naumovozyma dairenensis CBS 421
Lineage: Eukaryota; Fungi; Ascomycota; Saccharomycetes; Saccharomycetales; Saccharomycetaceae
Gene: OSH7
Product: oxysterol-binding protein related protein OSH7
Exons: 1
Coding region: 1-1308 (435 amino acids)
Cellular component (GO): cytosol; cortical endoplasmic reticulum; membrane
Molecular function (GO): sterol binding
Source: RefSeq, a predicted model, not a curated record
AUGGCUCUAGCUAAAUUGAAAGGGCUCCCUACACCAUUAUCUGGUGCGAGUUCUGCAUCUUCUGCGGUCUCUUUGAAGUUGAACCAGGAGCCCGUUAAUACAGAUGAUAUAGACGAGAAUGAUGAAUCUGGUCAAAAUAUUAUAUUAAACAUCAUCUCUCAGUUGAAACCAGGUUGUGAUCUAUCGCGAAUCACUUUACCGACUUUCAUCCUAGAAAAAAAAUCCAUGUUGGAAAGAAUUACAAAUCAAUUACAAUUCCCCGAUUUAUUACUGGAUGCGCAUUCUGAAAGCAAUGAAUUGGAAAGGUUUGUUAAAGUGGUCAAAUGGUAUUUGGCAGGUUGGCAUAUUGCUCCCAAAGCUGUGAAAAAACCAUUGAACCCUGUUCUUGGAGAACAUUUCACAGCUUAUUGGGAUUUACCCAAUAAACAGCAAGCAUUCUAUGUUGCUGAACAAACUAGUCAUCACCCACCUGAAUCUGCAUAUUUCUACAUGAUUCCAGAAUCACAUAUUAGAGUAGAUGGUGUUGCCAUCCCUAAAUCGAAAUUUCUUGGGAAUUCAUCUGCUGCCAUGAUGGCAGGUUUAACUAUAUUGACAUUUCUGGAUCGUGGUGAGAAAUAUACAUUAUCACAACCAAAUAUGUACGUCAGAGGGAUUCUUUUCGGGAAAAUGAGAAUUGAACUUGGUGAUCAUAUGAUAAUUAAGGGUCCAAAUUAUAAAAUUGAUUUGGAAUUUAAAACAAAGGGUUUCAUAUCAGGUACCUAUGAUGCCAUAGAGGGGACAGUAAAAGAUAAUAAAGGUAAAGAAUACUAUGAAAUUACAGGGAAGUGGAAUGAUAUUAUAUAUAUCAAAGAUUUAAGAACAAAGGGUUCUAAGAAGGUCGUUUUAUUUGAUACCCAUAAGAAUUUCGCUUCGAAGCCAAAAGUUAGACCAAUAGAAGAACAAGGUGAAUAUGAAUCUCAAAGACUUUGGGACAAAGUGAUUAAGGCAUUGGCAGAGAGGGACCAUGAAGUUGCAACCGAGGAGAAGUUUCAAGUUGAAAAUGCUCAAAGGCAAUUUGCUAAAAAAAGAAUAGAAGACGGUGUAGAAUUCCACCCUAAACUCUUCAGGAAGGCAAACCCAGGUGAAGAUCUGGAUUACUACAUUUACAAACAUAUUCCUGAUGGCAAUGACUAUGAAGCUCAAAUUAAAAGUAUCUUGGAAAUCGCGCCAAUCUUGCCAGGCCAAAAAUUCACCGAAAAGUUCCAAAUACCUGCAUACAAGAAACAUGAAAUUCAAAAAAUCAUUCAAGAAAAGUCGCAAGGGAAAUAG